Lates calcarifer (barramundi perch) is the source of this 2261-nucleotide messenger RNA. It is a transcript of the gene rbbp8, whose product is annotated as retinoblastoma binding protein 8. Gene Ontology annotation, biological process: double-strand break repair via homologous recombination; DNA double-strand break processing involved in repair via single-strand annealing. Lineage: Eukaryota; Metazoa; Chordata; Actinopteri; Centropomidae. Gene Ontology annotation, molecular function: single-stranded DNA binding; double-strand/single-strand DNA junction binding; damaged DNA binding. Bases 198 to 2117 code for a protein of 639 amino acids. The transcript is spliced from 18 exons. The record is from RefSeq and is a predicted model, not a curated record. Gene Ontology annotation, cellular component: site of double-strand break.
AACAGGAAGUGGGAGCUUUCCCAGCAUGCAGCAGGACGCGCCAGUUUUGAGUCUGUUGUGGAUUUACAAAUCCCCGAGACCUUAGACCUGCGACCUCAGUCCGGUCCACAUGAACAUGUCGGUUUGAUUAAACUCCGUGUUCCUCACACUCGUCGCUGCAGCAGGAGGUCUGGCUGUGUUGUAGCAGUGGUUGGAGGAUGAGCAGCCCAGGGCCGAGCAGCGGCACAAACAAACCUGCUGAACUCUUUGAAGAGUUAUGGAGGCAGCUUGGAGAGUGCCACCAGAACGCACUGCAAGAACUGGAGGUAAAAGUGAGCAAGUUGAAGAAGGAACGCUGUUUAGAUGCUCAGAGGCUCGAGGUGUUUUACAACCGCAACCAGCAGCUGAAGGAGCAAAACAAAAGCCUGCAGGAUACCAUCAGUGUGUUGGAGGAGAGGCUCCGAGCGGGAGAAUGUGAUCAAUGUGCCAUCAUAGAGGAGAACCAGAAAAACAACCAGGACCAAAAUCUGCGCCUCAUCGCCGAACUGAAGAAUGAAAGAAACAGCCUGGAGGAUGAGAACAGAAAACUACAGGCUGAGCUGCAAAGAUUAAAGAUGUCUCGCUCAGAGCCCCAGCAGGCCUCACCCUCAGACCAGGACGAAGGCAUCAUCCCAGACUCUCCGGUCCUGUCCAGCUCGCUGCCUGCGGCUAACAAACUGAAGAAACGUAAAAACCUGGAUAAAAUCAGACAUAUCCGCUAUGCAGAGCUGCCUCUACCACAGUGUAACAACUCACUCUUCAGCGAGCUGAAUAAGGAGCCUAGAAGAGCAGAAGUGCUGGUACCGAACACAUGUGAACUGGACUCAUCCCAAACCUCAAACGAUGUAAAUCAUGAUGUGGAGGAGGUGAUCGCAGAAACCUGUGGCCUUGAACUUGUUAACAAGCAUCACUUAGUCCAGAAAACUACAACUACUGCAGGGCAACGAUGUUUAAAUCCAGACUUGACUACAGAAAGGUCCCCGUCUCUUCUCCCCCGAAUGAAGAGGUUUCCAGAAGAUGACUUCAGUAACAACGCAAAACGAAAGAAGGACAGUGAGCCACAGGAGCAAGAGGGCAACAAACACAGCAGCCAGGAGGGGGUGGACACACAGAAGGAAGUAAAACACACACAACCUCAACCGAUCAAACGGACCUCCAGCUUCAUGAAGCAGGUUCAGUCAGCACAAAGUGGGACCUCAAGUCAAAGGCUAAGUGCUUCCUGUGCAAGUCCUGCUUCCAAGAAGCUGAAGGACAAAGUUAAAGGAGAAGGGGACCAUGCUGGGCAGAAAAGCAACCCUCUGCAGGAUCUGAAUGCGUCACAGGACCAACAUGAAACAGAGGACGCUGGGAGGAAGCACAGAACGGAGCCCAUGUGGAGCAUUGACCCUGCACUCGUCCUGUCCAUGUACGACAGCGAGCAGAGAGGAGACCAGGAAGAAGAAGAAGAAGAAGAACCGUGUCAUGGAGAGCUGGCAGAUACCGACUGCACCUGGGUCAGUCACAGUUUACUCCAGGCUCGGGGAGAAAAUGGCUGCAGCAGAAGGGACAAUGUGUCUGGACUCGGCGUAAAGGCAAAUGACAGUUUGGACAUGAUGUUUGACACCACAGCUUAUGGAGAGUACAACUCUUACAACAAUUCACACAUAGGCCAGAGCCAGCCCUGUGAUGAUGAUGAUGAUGAUGAAGAAGAAGAAGAAAAAGAAGAGGAGGAGGAGGAGGAAGAAGAGGACAGUGAACAAGAUCGUCCUGGAAGCACUUCAGGUCCAAGAAAAGCACAACAUCCAACAUUUGCACAUGUGGCCAUCAUUCGCAAGAAAGACGAGAGAAGAAAACUGAAGGGCACGACCUGUAAGGAAUGUGAAACAUAUUACGCCCACCUCCCAGAAGAGGAGAAACAGAAGAAGCUGUCCUCAUGCUCAAGGCACAGAUUUCUUUACAUUCCUCCCUGUACCCCUGAAAACUUCUGGGAGGUUGGAUUCCCAUCAACACAAACCUGCAUCGAAAGAGGUUAUAUCAGAGAGGAGAAGAAUCCUCAGGUACGUUUACGGAGAAGACAACCGCUCACUGCUUUAUUUUCCCCGAAACCUGAGGAGAACUGAGGGAGUCUGUCUCUGGCUGUUUUAAUCUGUCCAGUUUAAAGUUCAUCAUUUUAACGUGUGUGUGUGUGUGUGUGUGUGUGUGUAUGUGCAGACUGUGAAGGUUUUUUGUAGAUACUGAGUAAAAAUAAAUAAAAGUUAACUUGA